Molecule: messenger RNA, 1311 nt
Organism: Saccoglossus kowalevskii
Lineage: Eukaryota; Metazoa; Hemichordata; Enteropneusta; Harrimaniidae
Product: E3 ubiquitin-protein ligase parkin-like
Biological process (GO): protein ubiquitination
Cellular component (GO): mitochondrion; cytosol
Molecular function (GO): ubiquitin-protein transferase activity; protein binding; zinc ion binding
Source: RefSeq, a predicted model, not a curated record
AUGUCAACAUUUUCGCUACAGAUUCAAAUCAGUACAGGCGACUGUUUGAAUGUUGAUGUCAGCGACACAUGGACGAUAAGGAAAUUGAAAACAGAAAUCAAUAAACAGGUUAAAGAAGAUACGACGUCGGCUCCAGAUCCAAACCGCAGCGAUGAUCAUGAUGGCGCUGCAGUGUGGCCGAAUCUCCGAUUGGUACUGUCUGGUCGUGAGCUUCACGAUGAAUUUACUAUCCAGGAAUGCAAUCUCCGGCAACAUAGCAUCAUACAUGCAAUUAUUACUGUUAAAAAUGACAAAGGGAUAGAAAAGCCAUCAAGAAAAAGUUACACCAGUCUAGAAUCCUCUAUUUCAGAUCACAGACCGCAUUUUUAUGUCUUCUGCAAAAUGUGUGCCGAUGUCAGACUUGGAAAGUUACGUGUCUGUUGUCAGCAAUGCCAGGCUGCGACAUUCAUUGUUGAACAGGACCCGACCUGCUGGGAUGAUGUGCUCCGACCAAUGAGAAUUCAUGGUACAUGCCAGUCAGAUGGUUGUCAUGGAAAUACAGCCGAGUUUUAUUUCAAAUGUGCCUCUCACAAGACAUCGCUAAUGGAACGAGCUGCGGUUUUGUACUUAAUUAAGACGAAUACACAACAUGUUUCCUGUAUAACUUGUACAGAUACAAGUGAUCCAGUGUUGAUAUUUCCAUGCCAACAAAGCCAUGCAAUAUGCAUACCAUGUUUUACCAGUUAUUCUUCAACAAAACUUAACGAGCGACAGUUUAUACAGACACCACAGUAUGGGUACACAAUUGGAUGUGUCGCUGGAUGUGAAAACUCUUUUAUCCAAGAAAUUCAUCAUUUCAGGUUAAUGGGACAACAACAGUAUGAAAAAUAUCACAGGUUUGCCACAGAGGAAUGCUUAUUGCAAAGUGGUGAUGUCUUGUGUCCUAAUGCUGGAUGUGGUGAAGGAUUGUCCAUACCUGAUAUGCAAAUAAGGAAAAUACAUUGUAAAACAUGCAAGUUUUUAUUCUGUAGACAUUGUUUACUAGAAUACCAUUCAGGGGAGUGUUAUCAGCAAUUGGAAAAUCCAUCAGGGGGUGCCACAGCUGGAGACCUCAUUGAUCCUGUUCAGGCUGAGAGAGCAAGAUGGGAAAGGGAAGCAAGGGAAACGAUAAGAAAAACCACCAAACCAUGCCCUAAGUGUAAAGUCCCUGUUGAAAGGAAUAGUGGUUGUAUGCAUAUGGCAUGUCCACGUCCCAACUGCAAUUUUGAAUGGUGCUGGAUUUGUCAGAAAGAAUGGAAUCUUAACUGUACUGCUGAUCACUGGUUUGGAUAA